GGCUGCUGUUUUCCCACCCAAAAAACAACAAGUUCCUCCCUUCAAGUUUUUCUCGACUCUCGUAAAUUAAAUUUAUACGCGAUCAAUGUUUUCUAGGACAAAACACUCGUGGUGCAUUGUAGCUCGAAUGAUGAAGCAUUAUUCAAAAACGUCUGCCAACCAACUGUCGUCCAAACAGCAGGUUGGAAUUCAAAUAGUUAAACCCAUUUCGUAUGUCAUACCCUUACAAAAGUCGGUGCCCUUACGUAAUCCACCCAUUGCCUUGGAAAAUGACGAGCCAGACCAACAAGAAGACGAACAAAACUAUUAUUCUGCCAUGUCAAAGGCUUUUGGUUUUGCAGGAUUAAUGGGUAUUUUGAAGGGCGAUAGUGAUGGUGAUGAAAAAAAGGAUCUUGGAGAAGAACAGAUCGUCCACAUGAUCAAAUUAGCUAGGCUUUCCCAAGAGAGGAAAGAGUACAAGAAGUCUGAACAGCUUCUGCACUUGGCAUUAAAGGCAGCCCAUGAAAUUCAACAUUAUGAUGCCCAAAGGUACAUCAUUGAUGACAUGGCCAACAAUGCCUAUGAAGUGGGAGACUUAAAGAAAGCUGAAAGGCUUUUCAUCAACCUGAUGAAACAGCUUAUUGCUGAUGGAAUGGCUCAAGAUGAUAAUGCCAUUAUUCACAUCAGCGCAAAGCUUGCAAACCUCUAUUUCAUGUUUCGUGAAGAGGUUAAAGCACGAGAGGGCUUCAGAUUUUGCAUUCAUCACCUGGAGACUAAAUUAAAGAUGAAUGUUGAUGAUUUUGACACUUUAGCUCUUUACUCAUUAAUCCUCUCUUGGUUUGGAGACUUUGUCCAUAGCAGUGGAGAUUUUACUCAGUCCUUGGCUUUGUUCAAGCAAUCUUAUGAGAUUUCGGUCAAAAUCAAUGGCAAACAUCAUCCCCACAGUUUACUCCAACUCAAUAAUAUGGCCGCUUCCUACACCAUGAUGAACCGACUUGAAGACGCUGUAGACUGUCUUAAUUCAGCCCUGAUUCUGGCCCAAGAGUAUCGUAUGGAUGACGGUUUGAAGGAUCUUCCUUAUUAUUUUAUCAACUUGGCCAAUGUGUACCUGACCCAAGUAGAGAAAUCUGCAGCCGACGCCAAAGAGCUUUUGAAGCUGGCCGAGAGCUCAUGCCAGGAAGGAUUUAAUUGCGCCAAAAUGAUGCGAAAUAGAGAAGCCAUGCUCCAAGCCAAGAAAUGCAUGAAACAAAUUAAAUCCCACCAAACUUUGUAAUCUCGUUCUAUCAAAACGUGUAUAUUGACCGACUUCAAUUUAAAAUGUUAAACUGUGAAUGCAUAAUGGCGGAAUAGGGUCCGCAUAGUACAAAGUACGUCUUGGCACUUCCUCCCGAUGCGGCAUACUGUAAUGGAAAUAGUACCGCACAUUAUUGUGAUUUCGUGUUAGUUGAAUAAACUUAAAAAGUUU
Messenger RNA from Daphnia pulicaria, 1444 nucleotides. RefSeq names its product tetratricopeptide repeat protein 19 homolog, mitochondrial-like (gene Ttc19). Gene Ontology annotation, molecular function: protein binding. Lineage: Eukaryota; Metazoa; Arthropoda; Branchiopoda; Diplostraca; Daphniidae. The record is from RefSeq and is a predicted model, not a curated record. The transcript is spliced from 2 exons. Gene Ontology annotation, cellular component: mitochondrial inner membrane. Gene Ontology annotation, biological process: mitochondrial respiratory chain complex III assembly. Bases 86 to 1252 code for a protein of 388 amino acids.